Messenger RNA from Yamadazyma tenuis ATCC 10573, 2172 nucleotides. NCBI's taxonomy places the organism in Eukaryota, Fungi, Ascomycota, Pichiomycetes, Serinales, Debaryomycetaceae. The record is from RefSeq and is a predicted model, not a curated record.
CACCACUAAAUAUGUCUUCAAGCAAACCAAGGGUGGCCCAGGUCAGGAACCCCACGUUACCAUCCCAGACCACACCCGAGCAGCGGUACUGGCGAGGAUUCGUCAGCCCCCAGCUCAUCAAGGAGACCCACCCCAUUAACCACAUCCACUUCAACCCCCAAGCACCUCACGACUUCGCAGUAUCGUCAUCCACAAGAAUCCAAAUUUACUCCGCCAAAACCAGACAGGUGAUCAAAACAUUCUCGCGGUUCAAAGACACAGUGUUACUGGGAGAAUUCCGCCAUGACGGGAAGUUGUUGGUCGCGGCCGACAAGUCAGGGUUGGUAUCAAUCUACGAUGCGUACCAGCCUCGAAGUCUUCUUGUAAGUUUGAAUCCCAGCACUUAUCCAACUCACGUGGCGAAGUUCCAUCCCACAAUGGGCAAGCAGUUGGUGACAGGUUCCGACGACCGGGUGUUGCGGUUGUACGACAUCUCCGAAACCACGUCGGGCCCAGUGGUGGAGUUUGACGACUCGCACCAUCAAGACUAUAUUCGAAGUGUAGACUUCAUUCCCGAUGCCCCCCACCUCGUGGCCACCGGGUGCUACGAUGGAAUAGUACGUGUGUUUGACACGCGGGCCCACGAAUGUGUCGCCAGGUUCGAGCACAAUAGUCCCGUUGAAGAUAUUUUGGGGUUCUCCUCCACCACCAUCAUGACCGCUGGAGGCCCACAAGUCAAAAUAUGGGAUCUUUCCACCAACAAAAAGGUCACCGAGUUGAACAACUUCACCAAGACUGCCAUGACCUUGCACAACACUCACGAUAAGGGGUUGCUAGUGGGUUCAUUAGAUGGCCAUGUUAAGAUCUUUGACUCUACUUCCAGUGCCUGGAACGUCAAGUUCGGAUGGAAGUUUGGAUCCGGAGGUGUAUUGAGCUGUGGAGUGUCACCCAACGACCACAAGCACUUUGUGACGGGGUUGACCUCGGGAUUAGUAUCGAUUAGGACCCGGAAAACCGAGCCUCGAGUCAAGCAGGGGGUUAAACAGACCAGAAGCAACGCAUACAACCGGAUGAUGAAGGGAAUGGACUACAAAGGAGAAGAGGAACAGCGUAUAGUAUCGUCGUCACAGCAAAGCACCAAGAAGUUGAAGACGUUUGAGAAGCUUUUGGGUGGUUUCAAAUGGUCUGAGGCUUUGGACAGCGGGUUUGUGAGUGGAAUCCCUAAAGAGCAUACUAUUACCAUAUUGAGCGAGUUGAGAAAAAGAGGUAAAGUCCGGGUUUCUUUGGAGAAUAGAGACGAGAUCUCCUUAGUGCCGAUAUUACUGUGGUUCCAUAAGAAUAUAGAGGACGUCAGAUCGUUCAACUUGAUAGCUGACUACUUGUCUGUGAUUUUCGAGCUUUACGGGUCGUAUCUCUCGACAAAUUCAGACUUAAAUGAUGUUUUCGAAAGCUUGAUCAAGAAGGUCGAACAUGAGGUCAAGAAAUCCAAAGAAGCCAACGAGAUCAAGGGAAUGCUUGAGCUUUUGGCCGUCUAAUUUGUACAUUAUACAUUGUCAUCAAUUUACAUACUUUAUAUCAUACUCACCACCCUUUGGAUCUCUUUUUCUUCUUUCGCUUUGUCUGGAUUUUCUCGUUGUACGCCAGUCGACAAAAUUCCGAACAAAACCACUUCUGUUUUCCCACCGUGUAUUUAAGGGCCUCCACCCGGUUGUUCAACCCGACACACUUGUAGUGGAACCAGUCGCCGUUGGGGCAAGCGUCUUCGUUAUCACAGCCAAUCAUGUCACCAAAUGACCCUUGUUUACAGAAGCAGUAGCGUUCUGUAGGCUCAAACUGUUGGGACCAGGUGAGGGUUGAGGAAGGCGACGGCGGUGGCACUAGCUCGGGCCCUGGCACAGGGCGGUGGUGUGGAGUGGUACUGGCGAUCGCUCGUUGUCUUGAGGGCCUAGUUGAUUGCCCAGAUGCCUUAGAUAAACCUCUAGACGGCCGGAGAGGCUUGGAAUCUUGUAGAGAUUCCUGCUGUUGGAGAUGAUGCCUUUCCCUCCUCUGUCUCUGUCCUUGUUGGUGGUGUAGCACCUUUUGUUUAGGUUUCUUCAUGGACUUGGGAAUCUUUAAGAAGAGCUUCAACAGUGGAGGUUUCUUCUCCACUGACUGAUGCAAGAGUUUGUGCUCUUUCAAGGCCUCGCUCAGGGA